Molecule: messenger RNA, 470 nt
Organism: Prorocentrum cordatum
Lineage: Eukaryota; Dinophyceae; Prorocentrales; Prorocentraceae
Source: the annotation of a GenBank genome assembly
AGGAGGAGGUGGGUCGUGGAGGAGGAGCAGACCGAUGCGAAGAGGGGCCGCAGCCAUCGCGGGCCGCGCAUCCGCGCAGCCGCGAGGGCGGCCGCGGCGCUGCCGCGCGGGGUUGAGCGAUGGCACCCGGGUUGGGCAUCGAGGCCGCAGGGGGGUUUCUGACCCCGCUCGGCGCCGGCGCCGCGCGGCGGUGGUGGCACAGCGCCUUCGAGGUCAAGGCGGGCGACGAGCCCGGCCACCUCGACGACGAGGCUGCGACUGGAAUCGUGGGGCCGGACGACCGUGAGGCGUUGCCCGAGCACGAGGGCCCCGGCAUCGUGGACAACAUGGGCAAGAAGGUGACUCUGAGCAAGGAGUACACGCUCAUGGUAGACACCGGGAAGCUGCCCACUGCCGCGACGCACGGCGACGUGUACCUCCAGCUCUUUGGCAGUAAGGACAGGACGGGCCUGAUCCACCUGAAGCAGGGC